AGUCGGCGUAAGGCGCGAGCUAGACACGAUAUUUAUCCGUGCGUCUCAGCCGACGACUAUCUAUAAUAUUACGAGACUCGUACUCAUCUAUGUGUACAUUUGUUUACCGAUAUGACGUGCUAUUGAGACAAAAUUAUCAGUUCCUAAAACAGUUUUUAGAGCGAUAUUCACGUGUCGAAUAAUUAUCCCUAAAGUGCACGAGAUAAAGGCCACGUAAUCGAGGCCGUGACCGUUAGACACACUUCCCGAAGGAUUGACGAGCGAUCUCGUCACAGUCUAUAACGACGGCUAACAUUGAUUAUUAGUAUGCAAAUUUAAGGAUUGUGAAAGUGCUCAUUAAAUCUGAAGAGAACGGGAAGCAUCAGAAUAAAGAUCGAUGGAGCCUACAUCUAUAGAAAAAUUGCCAUAGACUCGAACUUGAUCGGAUUUGGCCACAUUGUCGGAAGAACUUGUACGUGUUACGUGUCCAGCAGAAUCAAAGUUCUAUUCCUCGUCAAGAGUUGCAAACAAGAACUCGUAGAACAACACUGCUAUUAUAACGUGGUUAAUUUACCAGUAUGUAAAUUAGAUAUUUUGCUAAGGCGCUCACACACGAAGUCGAAAGAGAAAUCGAGAUUUUCCUCGUCGUUUGUCGGAAUGUAUUUAGCCUAGCUAUAUAUAGGUAGUAUUAAGUUGGUAGCAUUAUCCCCCCCCCCCACACACACACACACACACAUAAGUGUAUAGAUCUGAUGAUAGUUGCUGAAGGUGACGUCGCUUCCAACUUGUUUGAUUAUUCAAAGGGCUAUAUUACCUCCGGAAAUACACAAACCAAGGCUAUUAGCUGUAGUUGAAAGUGUAUUUGAAAGUGUAGUUGAAAGUCACAGAGCAUUCCCGCGCAGGUUCUGUCUUAACGAAUAACCAUAAUCGAUAGCAAGAGUAUCGCGGUAGCGUGACCGGCGGUAUCGCAUUAAUUCGGCUUAGUCAUCGUGACGGGAGGAAUCAAUUCGUUUAUCCCUCGUUCGUGUCAUUCGCGUUUCUUCGUUAAGUCCUCUCGUUACACGCGAUACGAUAAACGGUGCCGAGAUUGCCGCGAGUGAGGAUUGCUUCUAUCCGGAUGUUCCUCAAGUAGCGAGAGGCUGACGGGCCGGGGACGAGGCGAAGUUUCUGCGAAAGUGCUUUACGUCGUGAAUUACGAUCCGCAGACGGGAGUGCAAUGUUCGCCGGGGAGAUGAAUGAGACUAUCCGCGCGUGAAGUCGCGAGCUCCACGUGACUUUCAUUCCCAGGCCGGGAAACCAGGGAAAGGAAGUUGAACUAGAUCGUUUAUGUUUAGAAGAUAUUGUUAUGCUCUCUGAGAGAGGACAGGAUUAAAGUCUCAAGAGUUUCUUGGCUUACAUAAUGCGGAGCGGAAACUGCAGUAGGGUUGCGGUGCCAAACGUGACCAGAACUUGUUGGUGAUAGAUGUAGUGAUCGAGACGCCCAUCUCGCGACCGGAGGUCGAUGAUUAUCGGAGAUAUUUAAAAACUCCAGCUGUCGCAUUUCAAUUGAAUCAAUAUGGCUCUCGAAUCGAGCGAAGAAGGGCGCGCCAUGAUGGGCUACAAUUCAAAGAGCGAGAGUCCAUUAGACGUCGAGUAUAAUAAUAAUAACAACAAUGCCAAGAAUGAAAAGAACAUUUUAAAUGAGAAGGAAGCAACUGUGCAAUAUUCAUCGAAUUCGAAAGGAGUUCUUGCGCAGUGUUUAGUAACAGGUGCAGUAUUAUUGGUGGCGACGGGAGGCGGCAUACCUAUUGGUUACAGCGCCGUUUUGUUGCCGCAAUUAUCCGAAGAAAAUAAUAGUACCUUGUAUGUGACUCGCGAAACUGGCUCCUGGAUAGCCUCAGUUCACAGUUUGGCCACUCCUAUCGGCGCGUUGUUAUCAGGACCGCUUCUCGAUGCGAUCGGGCGACGAGGUUGCCUUCAAUUAUCGGUGAUUCCCCUGUGCAUAGGCUGGUUGAUCAUCGGUUUGUCGAGGAGCGUGACUUCUAUUUUAGUAGGAAGAGUCAUCUGCGGUUUGUCUGUAGGAUUCAUGGCGGUGCCUGCGCAGGUAUUGGUAGGAGAAACGGCUUAUCCAGGACUCCGCGGCUUCCUGGUGGUUGGCUCGUUCGCCUCGUACUGCGCCGGAAUUCUGCUAGUUUAUGCUCUCGGCGCUUCUUUUAAUUGGGACAUCGUGGCCUUCUACGCUAUUAUACUUCCUGCUAUGGCUUUUAUCGCUCUUUGUUUGAUACCCGAGAGUCCCGCCUGGCUGAUUAGACGAAAGAAAAUAGACGAGGCCAAGAAAGCUCUUUUGUGGCUCAGAGGUGGCGAUGUUCAGCAGAUGAUUACGGAGAUAGAGCUCCUGGAUGCAAGCAUAAAAGCCGAUCUCGCUAGAAAGCCUGUAAAUAGCUCGUUUACGCAGAAGAUCUCCUCGGCGAUAUCCACAAUUCGCGAUCCGGGCGUGUGGAAACCACUGAUCAUCAUUAAUGUAUUCAACGCGCUUCAAUUAAGCAGCGGAACAUACAUUAUCGUCUUUUACGCCGUUGACAUGGUGAAAGACAUGGGUGACGGUAACGUGGAUAAUUAUUUGGCGGCUGUGGUGACGGCAGUUAUCAGGUUUAUUUUCUCCCUCGUCUCUUGUGUGUUGUUACUUAAAAUGGGCAGACGUACCUUAGGCAUCGUUUCGGCAGUUGGUACGUCUUUGGCCUCGUUGAUUCUCGCAGGAUAUUUGAUCGCCAGGAAGGGGGGAUCUUCCGUGGAUGUCUACGUGCUGGCAGUAUGCUUGUUGGUUUACGUCGGCGCAAACACCGUGGGUCUAUUGACGCUUCCUGGGCUGAUGACCGGCGAACUGAUGCCUCUGAGAGCUCGUGGCAUCGGUGGCGGAUGCAUCUUUUUCACAUUUAAUCUGCUUCUGUUCUUCAUGACCAAAUGCUUCCCAUGGAUAAGUGGCCUAGUUGGCACAGCGGGAAUCUUCACUAUCUUCGGCAUCUUCUCUCUUUUGGAAGGGAUUUUCAUUUACCUUGCUUUACCAGAAACGAAGGAUCGUACGCUUCAGGAGAUUGAAGAAUACUUC
Temnothorax curvispinosus is the source of this 3064-nucleotide messenger RNA. RefSeq names its product facilitated trehalose transporter Tret1-2 homolog. The transcript is spliced from 10 exons. The record is from RefSeq and is a predicted model, not a curated record. NCBI's taxonomy places the organism in Eukaryota, Metazoa, Arthropoda, Insecta, Hymenoptera, Formicidae. Gene Ontology annotation, biological process: transmembrane transport. Gene Ontology annotation, molecular function: transmembrane transporter activity. Gene Ontology annotation, cellular component: membrane. The annotation marks the transcript as partial.